AUGGAGGAUUAUAAAUUUCUGUUCAAAGUUGUGCUCGUUGGGAAUGCUGGUGUCGGAAAGACUUGUUUAGUUCGUCGAUUUACUCAGGGAUUAUUUCCUCCUGGACAAGGAGCUACUAUUGGAGUAGAUUUUAUGAUUAAGACUGUAGAAGUAGAGAAUGAGAAAGUCAAGUUGCAAAUUUGGGAUACUGCAGGUCAAGAACGUUUCAGGUCUAUAACUCAAAGUUACUAUAGAUCUGCUCAUGCACUUAUUCUUGUAUAUGACAUCUCUUGUCAGCCGACAUUUGAUUGUCUACCUGACUGGUUAAGAGAAAUUGAAGAGUAUGCGAGUAAUAAAGUAUUGAGGAUACUCGUUGGUAAUAAAAUUGACCGCGAAGACAGAGAAAUUCCAACUCAUGUAGGUGAAGACUUUGCUCAAAGGCAUGGGAUGUAUUUUUUGGAGACCUCUGCCAAAGAAGCUGAGAAUGUUGAGAGAUUAUUUAUGGAAAUAGCUGCUGAGCUUAUGGAGCAAGCACGAAGUAAAGAACUACCGAGAUACGAGACAAAUGCUACUUCAAUAAACGGAAAAACAACAUCAAUUGGUGACAGUGGUAAUUGUACAUGUAGUCGAUUAUCUUAA
Messenger RNA from Cotesia congregata, 618 nucleotides. Lineage: Eukaryota; Metazoa; Arthropoda; Insecta; Hymenoptera; Braconidae. The record is from the annotation of a GenBank genome assembly.